Ostrea edulis (European flat oyster) is the source of this 2359-nucleotide messenger RNA. Its product is annotated as E3 ubiquitin-protein ligase NRDP1-like. Gene Ontology annotation, cellular component: plasma membrane signaling receptor complex. Gene Ontology annotation, molecular function: ubiquitin protein ligase activity. The transcript is spliced from 8 exons. The record is from RefSeq and is a predicted model, not a curated record. Bases 177 to 1124 code for a protein of 315 amino acids. NCBI's taxonomy places the organism in Eukaryota, Metazoa, Mollusca, Bivalvia, Ostreida, Ostreidae. Gene Ontology annotation, biological process: tumor necrosis factor-mediated signaling pathway; regulation of canonical NF-kappaB signal transduction; protein K63-linked ubiquitination.
UCUAGUUUAUAGUUUUGCGCAUGUGCAAAUUAUUAGAGGAAGUGGUAAUUUUCGGAAUAUUUGAGAAAAUGUUGAAGAUGAGGGGAUUUCCAUUAACAGUUAGAUGAGUUAGAGACUUGAGGCAGUAUUUGGCAUGCUUAGUCCCUUACCUGUUUGUGCAAACAAUUCCAGUCAAGAUGGGCUAUGAACUCAAUCGCUUUCAAGGUGAUGUGGAUGAGGAACUCAUUUGCCCUAUAUGUAGUGGAGUUCUUGAAGAACCUUUACAGGCCCCACAGUGUGAGCAUGCCUUUUGUGCAGCAUGUAUACAAGAAUGGUUAACUAGGCAACCUACAUGUCCAGUAGACCGGAACCCUAUCACCCCUAACCAGCUGAAGCCGGUUCCCCGCAUCCUCAGGAAUCUGCUGUCUCGUCUACAGAUUGCCUGUGACAAUGCAACGUAUGGCUGCACUGUGGUAGUCAAAUUAGACAUGCUGUCAGCACAUAUACAGGAAUGUGAACACAACCCAAAGAAGCCUGUACAUUGUGAAAGUGGGUGUGGCAUUGUAGUGCCCAAGGAUGAACUGAAGGAUCACAAUUGUGUGCGUGAGCUGAGGAACUUGGUUCAGCAACAGGCAUCAAGGAUCACAGAAAUGCAGACAGAAAUCACUGAGCACAAAUUAAACAUAAGUGAACAGAAGAGAGAACUUCAGUUGUUAAAAGAAUACAUGAGAUCGAUGAGAGUAUCAAAUCCUAGAAUGAGAGAAAUACAGUCUGAAAUGGAGAACGCUGAUGUUCUAAGAUGGGUAAGCAGUCUACAAACUGCACGGGUGACACGGUGGGGUGGUAUGAUCUCCACGCCAGAUGCAGUGUUGCAAGCAGUAAUUAAGCGGGCCCUGAUAGAUAGCGGCUCCCCUCCCCACAUAGUUAAUGAACUCAUGGAGAAUGCACAUGAAAGGAGAUGGCCAAGCGGGCUUAGUACACUGGAAACCAGACAACUGAACAGAAGACAGUAUGAAAAUUAUGUUACAAAAAGAAUUCCAGGUAAGCAAGCUGUGGUGGUGAUGUCAUGUGAAAAUGAACAUAUGCCAGAUGAUUUGAUAAUGGAACCAGGGCUGGUCAUGAUAUUUGCUCAUGGAGUUGAAUGACCGGCACAGGGGAGCUGAGAUCUGUGAUAUUUUGUGAUUUUCUUCAGAGGACAAGAAAAGUGCUUUCACAUCUGGUAACAGAUACAUAUGUUAUUGAUUAUUAUAAACUUAUGUAGAACUAUGAAUGAAUAAUUCAAAACGUCUUAUUUUACUGACAAAUGGUGCAUUUAUGUGAUGAUUGGUGUUUGAUUCUGUGAUUCUUAUGCUUUGAAUCAUGUCUGUAUGAUUGUAAGUUACAACAAAAUAGGAAUAUUUAGCCUUGAUUAAUAGUGAUAAAAGAACUGUAUGUGACCUGCUUUACACUUUAUUUUCUAUGUUUUCCAUCAGUUCCAAGGCUGAUUUAGAAAGAAAACAAUUUUUUUAAGAGGAAGACAUGCAGUUCUUGUUUUUGGGUAGAUGAUGAAGCAUUAUAUUAGUAGCAUAAUAGUGACAAGAACAGGACAUCAAUGAUCAUAAAUUAUAUUUUCAGCAAUUUGAAAUGAUAAAAAGUUUGAGAAAAUGUGGUCACAUAAAUGUAACAAUGAAUUUUAUACAUAAGUAUGAAAAAAAUUGGGUGGGGAAGCAUUCACAAAUUUUAAGGAGUAUUGUUGAAAUAGGACAUGUAGGGAACAAAUAAAACAUGCUAUUGUCCAAUGGUUGCAUUUUGAUAUAAAUGCAUAUUCAUUUGUACAUCUGACAUACUGUCAGUGUGUUUUUUCCAUGUGCAUUUUGUGUAUGAUAAAAACUCUUUCCUAUGUAACAGCAUUUCUGUAUGUUUCUAUUAUGCGAGUUCAGCUGAAGAUAGUUAUCUCAAUGUCAUCCAUUUUUCAAGAUUAUUUUUUCAUUCAUGAACAAUGGCUAUCUUAAUUUUAGUCUAUUCAUACAGAUGCAUGUUGAUGGAAAAAUGUCGAAUAAACAGUGCAAAUGAAAUAGUUUCGAAUUGUUUCUGAAAUUUUAUAGUGUAGUACUUUAAAUACUUUGAGAUGGGUGUGCAGUUUAUGUUUCUCUUUUGAUGAAUGUUGUGACUGAUUCAGAUGAGAAUACCUUUUGUUUCGUUGUUGCUUGAUAUUGAUGUGAAUUGUUCAUUUGAAUACAUGCUGUCCCAUGACAUAAAAAAAUUCAUACCUUUCUUUACAUUAAAAUUAUGAAUGUCUGAAUAUGUAAUGUUUUGUAAAUAAUGUACAGAAAAUUGACUUCUUCUGUUGCAUUCAGCCAUGAAUCUAUGUUUAGAUGAAAAUAAAAACACUGAACCCAUA